AUGUCUACAAGCUUCAGAGAUGUGAGUCUGGAGAUUUACGUCAACGGCGUGUUCCAUAGCAGUAAGAGUUUCCAGAUAUCAGCAGAGGAAGAUGCGGAGGUGGAGUUUAGGGUCACCGAUGCCAUCUACGACAUUUUCGGUAGCUCGGCAGUGAUCAAUUCCCAGGUGGAGGUUGAUACACCUGAGGACAUGCCAGUCAGUUCCAGUGUUUUAGAGGGGGGCGCUGUGCAGGAUGGCUUUGAUGUGAAGGACUCAACCUCAGCUAGUGUUGAGAGAGAUGGGCAGCUGGAGAAUGACGCCAAAAAUGUCUUCUCAGUGUUGGUGUCACCAACAGAAGUGGCAGGGAGCAGCAGCGGGAUCGACGCUUCUCCUGAAACCCCUGAGAACAGCCCAACAGGGCCUUCUAAUUUGGAUCUGGCUGAUUCAGAUGAAUCGUGUGUCCCAGGUCCAAGAGUUUCUGAGCAGGAAACUCAAGUGGAUCUGGUUGAUCUAGAGGAGUCCAGUGUCUCAGGUCUAAACCGUUCUGAGCCAGAACCAGUGUCCUCUGAAGGUCAGGAAGUUGAAGUCAGGGAUGCCAUCUCAGAUCUGAAGAGCCCUACUCUGGUGUGUGACGAUCUGAGCGACUCCGCAGGGCCUUCAGGGAGAACCAGCGGGAUCGAUCAGGGUGGCAUGGAUGCUUCUCCUGAAACCCCUGUAAAGAUCAGCCCAAAAGAAAGUACUAAAGUGAGGAAGAAGGGAAAAAUUGGGGUAUUCUUCCAAAAGCUUUUUAGGAUUGAUCCGGCUGUUCCAGAGACCUUGUGUCUCCCAGAUGCAAGCGUUCCUGAGCCGGAACCUGAAUUAGAUUUGGUCGAUCCCAAGGAAUCGUGUGUCCCGUUUCCAAGCAAUCCUGAGCCAGAACCUGAAUUGGAUCUGGUCGAUCCCAAGGAAUCGUGUGUCCCGUUUCCAAGCAAUCCUGAGCCAGAACCUGAAUUGGAUCUGGUCGAUCCCAAGGAAUCGUGUGUCCCGUUUCCAAGCAAUCCUGAGUCGAAAUCUAAUUUGGAUCUGGCUGAUUCAGAUGAAUCGUGUGUCCCAGGUCCAAGAGUUUCUGAGCAGGAAACUCAAGUGGAUCUGGUUGAUCUAGAGGAGUCCAGUGUCUCAGGUCUAAACCGUUCUGAGCCAGAACCAGUGUCCUCUGAAGGUCAGGAAGUUGAAGUCAGGGAUGCCAUCUCAGAUCUGAAGAGCCCUACUCUGGUGUGUGACGAUCUGAGCGACUCCGCAGGGCCUUCAGGGAGAACCAGCGGGAUCGAUCAGGGUGGCAUGGAUGCUUCUCCUGAAACCCCUGUAAAGAUCAGCCCAAAAGAAAGUACUAAAGUGAGGAAGAAGGGAAAAAUUGGGGCAUUCUUCCAAAAGCUUUUUAGGAUUGAUCCGGCUGUUCCAGAGACCUUGUGUCUCCCAGAUGCAAGCGUUCCUGAGCCGGAACCUGAAUUAGAUUUGGUCGAUCCCAAGGAAUCGUGUGUCCCGUUUCCAAGCAAUCCUGAGCCGGAACCUGAAUUGGAUCUGGUCGAUCCCAAGGAAUCGUGUGUCCCGUUUCCAAGCAAUCCUGAGCCGGAACCUGAAUUGGAUCUGGUCGAUCCCAAGGAAUCGUGUGUCCCGUUUCCAAGCAAUCCUGAGCCGGAACCUGAAUUGGAUCUGGUCGAUCCCAAGGAAUCGUGUGUCCUGGUUCCAAGCAAUCCUGAGCCAGAACCUGAAUUGGAUCUGGUCGAUCCCAAGGAAUCGUGUGUCCCGUUUCCAAGCAAUCCUGAGCCGGAACCUGAAUUCGAUCUGGUCGAUCCCAAGGAAUCGUGUGUCCCGUUACCAAGCAAUCCUGAGCCGGAACCUGAAUUGGAUCUGUUCGAUCCCAAGGAAUCGUGUGUCCCGGUUCCAAGCGUUCCUGAGUCGAAAUCUAAUUUGGAUCUGGCUGAUUCAGAUGAAUCGUGUGUCCCAGGUCCAAGCGUUCCUGAGAUGGAUUCUGAAUCGGAUCUGUCCGAUUCAUAUGAAUCGUGUGUUGCAGGUCCAAGCUUUCUUGAGAUGGAUUCUGAAUCGGAUCUGUCCGAUUCAUAUGAAUCGUGUGUUUCAGGUCCAAGCUUUCCUGAGAUGGAUUCUGAAUCGGAUCUGUCCGAUUCAUAUGAAUCGUGUGUUUCAGGUCCAAGCUUUCCUGAGAUGGAUUCUGAAUCGGAUCUGUCCGAUUCAGAUGAAUCGUGUGUUGCAGGUCCAAGCUUUCCUGAGAUGGAUUUCGAAUGGGAUCUGUCCGAUUCAGAUGAAUCGUGUGUUGCAGGUCCAAGCGUUCCUUAUGCAUGCACUUCCGAGCAGGAACUAGUUCAAGAAGAAACUGGUUUCCGAUUGGAGGAGCGUGUGAAGGGCUGUACAAAGCAUCUGAAAUCUGUCACAGAGGUCUGGAACAACAUCUUCAUUGGAAAUCAAGAGAUAGCAGAGGACCGAAUGAUACUGAAGGAGCUGGGUAUUACUCACAUCCUCAAUGCUGCUGCUGUGAAGAAGAAGCUGAGGGUCAUGUUGGGAGUCCCAUGGGAGCAAGACCUGAGAGAAGCAGUUAAUACAGGGGCGAAAUACUACAGAGGCAUGAACAUCACUUAUUGUGGCUUGCCUACAACGCACAGUUCCAACAUCAGCAAGUACUUCUUGCCAGCUGCCAAAUUCAUCCACAAGGCCAGGAAAAACCCAGAAAAUAAGGUGUUCAUUCACUGCACUGAGGGUGUCAGCUACGCCCCUACUCUUUUUCUGGCAUACCUCAUGAUCCACCAUUACAUGACAGCGGAGGAAGCCAUUGAUUAUCUCAUACAGGUAAGAUACAUCAAGCCUGACGUAGACUUCCUGAAGCAGCUGGAAAUCCUCAAUGAGGAACUUAAGCACAAUACAGCUACAACAUAUAGAAGGGAAAACAACAUCUGGAUAAAGAAGCUGGCAGCCAAAAUACUGCAAAAAAAGUGCUGCAGGACACAGAUUAAGAAGUUUUCACCUGAUCACAGUGCCAUAUCACUCUCUCAAUGGCAGCUCACCGCCUACCAGAACUCAUGA
Molecule: messenger RNA, 3051 nt
Organism: Rhinichthys klamathensis goyatoka
Lineage: Eukaryota; Metazoa; Chordata; Actinopteri; Cypriniformes; Leuciscidae
Exons: 7
Coding region: 1-3051 (1016 amino acids)
Biological process (GO): negative regulation of MAPK cascade; protein dephosphorylation
Cellular component (GO): cytoplasm
Molecular function (GO): MAP kinase phosphatase activity; protein tyrosine/serine/threonine phosphatase activity
Source: RefSeq, a predicted model, not a curated record